AAUAUGUUUUUUAUCUGUUGCAUAUUAUUUUCUAGCCUUUAAAAAAAUAUUGCUAAGAAUAGAGCAAGGUUGGCAAAGACUAGAGGUGUGCAUGAUGUUGUCCUCAAAAGUAACACCUAAGUCAGGCUUGUUUAUGAAUAGCCACAGCUGUUCGACCCUCAGCAAUUUGGAAUACCACCUUGCUCAACCAUUUUUGUUGUAAUUAAUUUUUUAUUUUCAAUAGUACUCCAACUUGACUGGUUUUGUUAAUACUAUCCCAGCAAAUUUCUAGUAGAGGAAUCUCCCCAGUUUUUUUUCAGUAUAGAGUUACUUAUUUAAUAUGGCUUGUGAAAGAUUUUUGUCCUCAAACACCCCUAUUAACACUCUCCACCCUCUGACCCUACAGGCUUCCUGUUCCCGGUAAGUCUGAAAAAGAUUUUUGCAAAGGCUGUAAAAAUAAAUUUUCUUGUUCUAUUGCAUUUAUCUUAACACAGAUUAAUUUGAUUGUGUUUGUAUAUAACUUUGUGGCUCCUGUUACUGUGCUGUUUAAUCUUUCUAAGGCUUUAAUGAAUUGAAAAGACUAAACAAAAACACGGCCCCUGCCUUGUCUACACGCAGUUAAGUCUACAAGGAACUCCUUUCAAUUUCCUUUGUAAAAAAACUUCCUCAUUUUUCUGUUCCGCCCUCCUAAGUUAAACAUCGUUGAUUUUCCCGUGUUCUCUUAAUUAUAGCCAACACAUGGAAACAAAUCAACACAGCUUUGCAGAGCUGUGUAUGUAGCAAACUGAAAUCCGUGUUUAGUUUAGUUUCGAUAGCACUGAUCUGUGUUUGCUUACACACAACAAAAGCUCUUUUGUGUUCCUGAGAUGCUGCGUGCACUUGGAUUUGGAUCUACAAAUGACGCCCCUGCGCUGCUGGAGCUCACAGCACUGAGGUUUAAUUGCUGGGUCGAAAUUGGAACCUCAUCUGCUUUUGUUGUGCUCAAGGAGUUUAAUGAUAAAGGGCACCAUUUUUGCUUUCAACAUGGAAAACCCAGAACUCCUAAGGAGCAUGGAAUACUGUUGCUCAGAAAGAAAUAACAGACUUUCACCAUCCAACCUGCCCAAUAAACUGCAUGCCAGCAGCUAAUACAGAUAAUUUCAAUUAUAGAUUUUAUUUUAAAUAAAGGUUUUAGCUCUCCUUUCAUGCAGAAAUGCCUUCGGAUUACCCUGUCAAACCUGUAUCGUGGCAAUUAAUACCAACCCCCGGUAAUGAACAUACCGGCCAGCAAACGUCCCGGGUCAGCCUGCAAGGUCAAAUGCUAGAACUUUCCCCCAGGUCAGGGCGGUCCCCACCCGUGUUACCGAGGCAGCGCCAGCCCCGCCUCCCGUUCAGGUGACGAAGGCGGAGCCUCACGGACAAACCCCCCCCGCCCCUCCGCCGCCAUUUUGCGCCGCCAGCCGCGCUCGGCGGCCGGAGCGCCCCGGGGCCGGCCUGUGCUGCCCGGGAGCCUCGGCCCACGGAGCCCCGCGCCGGUGGCGGCACCGGCCGGGCGGAACCGGAGCGCCCGGGCGGGGAACGGCGGGGCCACGGCGGGGCCGCCCGUCACGUGACCGGGGAGCGGCGGGGAAUAAAUAGCACGUGACCGGGGAGCGGGAAUAAACAGCACGUGACCGGCGCUGCGGCUCGGUUUUGUGGCACGGGCUCUUUCUCUGCUCCCAGUCCCGUUACAGAGAGGACCGGCCCGGCCCCGCCCCACCCCCGUAACACCGUCCAUGACCGACAGCACCGGCCAUGACCGACGCCACCGGACACCCCGGCGGGUGCGGCCCCGCCCCUUCCUGCAGCGCCUGCCCAAUGGGCGCGCAGGCCGCGGUUUAAAUGGCGGGGGCGGGCCCGGCCUGGGCGUUGGUACCGCCAUGGGCAGCGCUGAGGGCUCAGAUUGGGUUGAUGUUGCCAAUGAUCUUUGUAGGACCUUACACAUAAACCAGCACAUAAAGCAUCUCUCAGAAUGUGGUGCUGACCUGUUUGUUCAUCUUUAUGAGUCAAUCUUAGGAGAAAAAGUACCAGAUUUCAUUGCUACUCCCAGAAGCCAAGAGGAUGAUGCACAUAAUGUACAGGCAGUAAUAGAUUCCCUGGCAUUGGAUUAUUUGCAGGUCAGCUUGUCUCACAUCACAGGUGAGAACAUUGUGAAAGGAGACAGGGAAUCUAUCAAAAACCUCCUUGAAAUAUUUGAUGGUUUGUUGGAGUAUCUUAGAGAAGUCAGUGAAACAUCUUCUCAGACUGGAGCUGAGAUAAAUGUGCUGUCCAGUGAUGAAAUUCAAAUUGCACCUCAAGAGCAGCUGGCAAGCACUGCUGAUCAACUUACAGAACAAACACUGCUCUCAUCAGCUGAAAGGUCCCCGUCAGAAUAUUUCAUUCAAACUUGUGAUACAGAUGGCUCAGGAUCUACCAGUGAAUUAAUUAAACUUGGAGAUACUGCUUAUUCAUUUUCCAAGAGAGGGGAAGAAUUUCAGAUGCCUGUGCUCUGUCUAGCAGACAAGGACACGGAGGUAGAAGAAUCUGAAAGCACAGAGGCUCUUGCAGCAUUGCCCAGACAGUUCUCACAAAGUGAAAGGGGGACUGGAAAUGAAAGGGAAGAUGGAGGGAUGGAGGCUGUUCAUGAGCCUCACCAAGGGAGUUUGGGUGUCAGUGCUACCAAACUGGGGGAGCCCAUCCAGCAGGCAAUUCCUCUGCUGCCCCCGUUCCAGCCCUCGGACCCAGCGUGGAGAGAUCCCCACAGCUCCCACAGACUGACAGCAGCUCUGCCUUGCACAGAAGCACUGAACAUUCCUGCUAUUGAAAAGUCACUUACCCAAAAAUUUCCUGAUGUUUCUGAUGGUCUUCCUCCAUCCAGAAAAAUCCCUGGCACAGUGCCAUUAACUCACACUUGCCUGUCAUCUGCUUCUGCAGUGGGAGAAGUGCUGGGAGGUGAUGCCAAGGACAAAGUGACAAAGGUGCCUCUGGUAUCUGAGUCUUCUACAUCCACCUCUUCUAUAUCCACCUCUUCUGAGGAAAAGCUCUCACUGUGUGCUGAACAAGUUACACAAACCCCAAGACCUGAAUCUCAGCACUGGCCUAGAGCAACAAGCAAAUAUGAAAAUUCCACCCCAGGUUCAGUUGAAGAUUCACUUUCCCACAGAACAGCAAAGGAGAAGGUGCCUAAGCAGCAAGAGUUCCAUGAAGCAUCAGAAAAUCUGUCUCACAGGCUGAAUGAACUAGAUUUAAUGUUGAAGAGAGCUUUGGCUGAGCACACCAGAGAAGGGGAGCUGCCAGAGGAGGACAGCCUGUCCCAGCACAGUGACAGUGCCAUGGGCCGUGGCCGAAGGACAGCUGGGAGAGACACACCACAUCCAAGGUACCCAGGCAGGCCAAGGUCCCUCUCUCCAGCCUCACCCUUGUCUCAGCACCAGGAACCCAAACAGAGGGGCAGAGGAACGGGCCAGAUAAAGACAAUCCACAGCCACCUGCAGGAGGAAAGGGAUGAAAGAACAAGAAAAGCAAAGCUGGUCACUAAAGCUUAUGAAAAUGAGCUAAGAAUUUUUGAAGCGAGGGAGAAGCGAAGAAUUUCCAAGCUCAGAGAAGCUGCCAAGGAAAUGGAACAAGAGUACAAAGAAAAUGUCUUUCAAGAACCUCCAAAAGUGUCUCAGCGAGUGAAAGUUUAUUCUAGAAAAACCACACCUCAGUAUCCCAAACACAGCCAGUGGAUUCCAAAACGAGGGAUCAUGAAGCCAAAGCAAGCAGCUCCAAUGACAAUAAGAGACAAUGACCUCCUCCUGCAGCUCCUGGAGGAGUUUCCCCACCUGCACAUUUCCUCCCGUACUCUGAAUAAAAUGUGGCAUCAGCAGCUUGCACAAACUGAGCACCUCAAGGCACCCUCUGCCAGACCUAGACCCAAACUCCAGAAUGAAGUUGAACAAGCCUUGAAGAAACACGAGCUGCUUGCUGCAAUUAUUAAGAGAGAUCAAGAUCACAGCAAGAGACUGCAAGAAAUCAAGCAGCGCAUCCAGCGGCAGAAGUGGGCUCAGAACAAGGUGACCGAGAGGCGGCAGCAGGUGGCGCGGGCCAGGAAAUACUACGAGGAUUAUCGGCUGCAGCUCCGGGCCAAGCUGCUGCGGGCCAGGACCCGCGAGGAGAGGAUAUUUAAAAACUUAUUUGAAGAAGGCUUAGAAAUUCAGAAGCAAAGACUGAGGGACCUGAGAGUUUAUGCUCGAGAGAAGCGCGAUGAGCAACGGAGAGAGCACCAGAUUGAGCUGGAGUCCCUGGAGAACUACUACAAAGAUCAGUUUUCCAUGCUAGCAGAAGCUAUAUCUCAAGAAUUCCAAGAAAUCCAAACCAGAGAGAAAGCACAAGCACAAAUGCUACAAAAAUCAAAAAGCGAAGUGAGAUCAAAGAUGGAAAAGGAAAUACAGCAACUGCAAGCAGCAAUCAUGCACAAUGAUGAUGACACCUUUUUUCAAGAACUGGAGGCAGACAGGCUGAGAGCCAGACUUCAGAUGGCUUCCUUCCAGUACAGCCAAAGCCACUUCUUUUGACUUGGGAAGAUGGUGCAGCUUUGCUCAGUUUUGAGAGGAGUCUGUUCAUCUGUUCACCAGUGCUGAGGUACAGCCCUUGCCAAGCCAUGGCAGUACCUGAGAGGCAAAGUCAGAGCUGCUGUGUUUGUGUUUGAGCAGAACAUUGAGCACCCUCCUCACUGCAGGUAACACCAUAGGAAGUCACCAAGUUUCAAGUAUUUUCUCCUGAAACAAAGUCGAGUUACUUAAAAAUGACAUUGUUACAUUUAAAGAUUUAAUUAAGAAAAACUUAAAACUUUUAAAACCAUUGAUGCUGUGACAGUGCAAACAGCAUACAAUUUAUUGCUCAACUUCUGCAUGGGUACAUACAUUAAGUACUUAAAAACCAUUUUAUACAGAUUUUUUUUUUUUUGUUAAAGCUCAUGUAACAGCUGGGUGAAAAUACAAUGAUACCAAUGCUAAAACACUCUGUAAUAAAUACAAUGGAAAUGAUAAACUAAGAACUGUCAGUUUGUGGAGGAGUAAUUACACUUGUAUAAACUAAUUACAACUACAGACAAAGAACUGAGGAUGUGCAGAGCCUGGAACCUACUACAUAGUGUAAAGUACAACAAAUGGCACCUGUUAACUGUGUGGUGCUGUUUAAAAAGAUGCUACAUUGAGCUGGAGGAUGGUGCUGUGACAGAGGAGCAGAGCUUGAACUUCCAUCCAUGCAGCCUUUUAAACACACCAGGAGUUCAGUACACAUGUAGUGUUGUGGAACAGGAAUUUCAAAACAGCUUGUGUGCUCUGGACUUUAGUACAACACAAAAAUUUGGUACAAAUAAAUCAGUUUAGGGAAACUGAACCUAUGUGCAAAAAAAAAAAAAAAAUUAGAAUACAUACUGUACAAAGCACCAUUACAAAACUCUUUACACCGAGAAAUUAAAUCCUCUGAAACUCAACUGUGAACUGUAUAUUUGAAAUCUACAAAAGUCACUGUUCAUAAUUAAACAUUCAUAAUGAAAAGCAACAGCAUAAAACCAUGA
Molecule: messenger RNA, 5539 nt
Organism: Agelaius phoeniceus (red-winged blackbird)
Lineage: Eukaryota; Metazoa; Chordata; Aves; Passeriformes; Icteridae
Source: RefSeq, a predicted model, not a curated record